AUGGCGGGCCCUCCGUGUUCCCUGCACGUGAGUGCCUCGCAAUCUGUACACUGCCGCUCCGAGGGGCGACUACUUGGCAACACACGGAACUAUAAGGCAGAAUUUCUCCGAGCUAUUCUUCAUCGCAACAUCCUGAUUGCGAUUGAACAACCGGCUUCUAGCUGGGCCUUCCGUGCACAUUUGCAGGAAGUUAUCAUUCUGGCCAACUUGUGA
This is a messenger RNA of Cladocopium goreaui, 213 nucleotides long. The record is from the annotation of a GenBank genome assembly. NCBI's taxonomy places the organism in Eukaryota, Dinophyceae, Suessiales, Symbiodiniaceae.